GAUUGGCGUGGCAGUGGGGAGGAGGGGAGCUGCGGCCUGGCGUGGCCUCGUGGCAGUGGGGAGGGAUGGGGUCGGGGUCCUGCUCUGGGUGGCCAUUGGGAGCAAUGGGAAGUGGGGUGUUGCUGUGGGUGUCACUGGGGGUUGAGAAGUGGGGUGCUGUUCUUCAUGGCAGUCGGGAGGGUGAGAAGUAGGGUACCAUGCUGGGCGGCCAUUGGGAGGAAUGGGGUGCUGGUUCACAUGGCUUUUGGCAGGGAUGGGAUCAGGGUGCUGCACUGGCGAUCAUGGGGAGCGGUGGGUUCAGGGUACUCUGGUGGGGGGCUUUGAGGAGGGUAAGAAGUGGGGCACAGCUGUGGGUGCUCAUGGGGAGGGGUGAGGUCAGGUCCUGCUCUGCCCGGCCAUCAGCAGGGGUGCCAUUGGGGUGCAGGUCUGUGUGGGGCGGGAUGGCUGUGGGCCCCACCUCUUCCCCCUCAGCUUGCUGGAGGGUGGGUGAGAAACCUUUCGUGGUUUCUCUUCCUUGUGGCCGUGCGAAGGUGGUCCAAGUCCAGACUUCUGUUGGGCAGCAGAGCAGGAGAGCUGCCCAAAUUCCAACCCAGAGAAUACAAAGGGCCCCAUGCAGUGCUGUGGCUCUGGGGAGAACGAGCUGUCUCGGAGUGGUGGGACGUGUCCAGGGGCCACGGCGGGCUGCAGCCCCUCACCUUGUGUCCCUCACAGCUGCCAUUCUCUGGGGCCUGCCCUAACCGCGGCCAGGGUGGGCGCCAAUGGCCAACGCUCACUAUGGGAGGAGCCCUUCCUGCUCCUCGCGUGGCUGUGCUAUUUGCACUGUGACCACCGCCCACCCCGGCGGUCCCACCAGGCCACCCAGAGGGCCCUGGGGACGCUGCCCCACGUGCACCCCGCUAGGAAGCCUCUAGAUCCUGGGCACCGUUUCCUCUGACGCGUUCCUUCCCCCCGUCCUCUCCUGGCCUUGCGAGUGUCUGCAGGGCACCGUGCAUGCACUUAAAGUGUGUUCCUGGGUGAGGCUGUGGUCACUGGAAGCCCUUCCCAAAGCGACCCCCACAAGGCCACGUUCCAGCCUCCGGGUUGGAGGGCUGCUUCUCACACGGGCAGCUGAGCCGGAGGUCCGCAUGGAGUUCCAGCAGAAGUCCCAGAGAGUGUCCCUACUGCCUUCCCUUCCGUUCCCACCGGGAACAGCAGCGCGUCCGGUGCCUCCAACAGCUCCAAGGAUGGCCUCCCUGACGCCCCCUGAGCGCAAGGAGUUGUGGCUCUGCCAGUGCCUUUGUGCCCUGCCCACAGGGGAGGGGGCUCGGGGGGUGGCACCUGCAGCCACGAGGACUCCAUCUCCUGGCCGAGCAGAGGUGGUGAGGAGGGGAGCUGCGGCCUGGCGUGCAGUGUGGCUGCAAUAUGGGUGGCACCGCGUGGGACAUCACCGGGCUGUCAGCUCAGCACGGGCACAUGGCUGUCCAAAGAGGUUCCAGGCACAGAUAAGACGUUCAGUUGGGAUUUGCGCCUCAGGGGACCAGCGGGGACAUUUAAGGGCAGCGUGCGCGGCCAUUAUUAGUGCUUUUGGCUGUCAGCUUCAGCGUGUCCUCACAGACUGCCUCAAUGGCACCGAGCUCAGUGAGGGCCGCUGGGCCCCGGUGCGGCCUACAGCCCUGCUCCCCAUGGGGUGCUGCCCUGAAGGGAGGCAGGGCGAGCAGAUCCAGGUGCCCUCGGGGGCUGGGAGCUACAGAGCAGCCCUGCCUGGGGGUCACACAGCCGUGGGAGGGGUCAGGUUCGGGUGGGGGUCCACACUUCCCCCACUUCCCAUAUCCCAGAGCUGGGUGUCACAGGCCUGGUGGGACUCGAUGCAGUCAUUUCCCUCUAUUAUUGGAGCUUUUUUAUCAGUGAGUUACGAGUCCUUUGCCACCGGCAGUGGCCUGAGCGCUAUACGAUGUACAAAGAAAAGGCAGCUCUGGUGCCAAAGUGCUUAUUGUUCAAAAUGCAGAUUUUUUUUUGUUUUUCUUUUUUUCCCUUCAAAGCAAACCAAUAGACGGAAAACCAGAUGAAAAAACAGUGGGAGCCCAGAGACGAGAGAGAAGGAUUUACUUUGUUAUUUAACCUGGGAUCUGCUGCGCUGUGCUCAGCAGCCUGCCCUAAGGAGCCUGCCUUGGGAGGGGUUGGGCUGGGGGAUCUGCAGAGCUUCCUUCCCACCCCUGAAAUCCUGUGAUUCCGUGGUUCUGUCUUCUCCAGGCACCCCUUGAAAUGGAGCCCUGGCAGAGAUCGUAGAUUGGUUUGAGUUGGACGGGACCCUGAAAAGCCAUCUGGUCCCACUCCCCUGCAAUGGGCAGGGUCACCCACAGCUCCUUCAGGAUGCUCAGAGCCUGGUCCAUUUCUGAGUGCUUCAUUGUUUUUAACGUGCCGCAGAAUUCUGUGUCGCCAACUCACGAGUGCAGAUGUUGUUGUGGACCGGCAGGAGCUAUUGGCAGUUGGGUCUUUUCCCACCUCCGAAGACAUGUGAAGCAAUUUGGAUCCAUGCGACGCUAGCUGAAUUGUGCUGUUAACAUGAUAAGUGGCGUUACAAGUGAGAGCAUUAGACAAAAAUUCACAUCUUUGGGAUCCUGAAUGUGUCUGUUAGCUGUAUGUCUCCAAAGAAAUUUUGUCACCCUGUCUGCAGGCUUUAAUAACACAACAGCAAAGUACUAGACUGUGUUUGGUUCAGGUUUGGGGCUACGGUUGCGUUCUUUUUCAUUGCUAUAAAAAUCCAGCAAAAUCUGGCCUUACCAUAAACCUGUGAGAAGUUGAGUGUGCACGUGUUCUGUAGAUACUCCCUAUGCAUUUGCAGAUAAACCCAUUGGAAACGCAACCAAGGUAUUUGAAACACACAGGCCUAUCAAUGCUGUGAAGCGCAGUGUUGCCACAAGAACCGGUGCCAUGGCAGAAGUCGAGAGGAAGCUGCUCAUUCCGGCAUGCCCAGCCUGCACGCCAUGCCAUCCUUCAGUCUUGGAGCUGCAUGUCAACCAGGAUGACAAAAGCAGUGAUGGAACGGCAGCUUGCUUGGGGGGCUGUGCAGGGGACCAUGGGCCCUCUGGAGAAAAACAGCAAGCGAGGAGGUCGUUAAUGCUGGGGGAGCAGUCUGCAACUGCGGCCCUGGUGCUGUCCUUCCCAGUGCCAGCAGUGAGAGCCAAGGCAGGAGGGAGCUGUGCCUGUGAGUCCCGAUGGUGAGAGCUCUGCGUGAACCACCUUGGAGCCCGGACAGCUGUUAUGAUAGACCUCUAUUCUGAGCUGUUUGUCUGGUGAGUCACUUUUAAAGGAACAAGGCUGAAACCACAUUGCUGCUAAUGACUCUUUCCACGGGUGUGGCUUCCCUUUGCUUGAGUACGCUUGAAGUCAUGCGCAGUGAGAGGUGUUUUCAGGGACCGGCUUAUUUUUGGCACUGAAUUUAGAACAGGGCCAUGUUCUGCCCAGAAGUUCACACCUUGCAACUGGCUCCCACCCACCCUUCACUUAUUUACCAUUCUGUUUUGAAAAUGGACCGAGGACUACAGACCACACAUGCCUAUGAGAUGCUGCACUUCAUUCAUGAUGGUACUUCAGAUACUGAGUGUUGAACCCCCAGAACAGGAGAGCAAGUCAGUAAUUUGCACCAGGUCAACUUGAUUAUUUUCUGAUUAUUUUCGUCCCGCUAAUCCUGUCGAUUAAAGAGAGGUGAUCCAGAGCUGUCAGUAAUCUUUGGGGAUGAAGCACGGGUGGAGCAAAGUUGAGCUUAGUGAAAUCUACCGGAUAGACCAAAACAGCACCAAACUGUUUGGUUCUCACCCCCACUGACUCUCUCUUAAAAAAUACAUGUAGGAAGAUUGAGCAUAGAAAACAUUUAUCAUUUCAGCGCAACUUCUCCUAUAUCUCUUUGUGCCUCCUUGUUAAAUAGUGCUUUGCUCUCUGGAAGCAAGGCGAAAAACAAGGGGACAGAAUAAAGUUGGGGUACUUGAAUUUGUGACUUAAUUACGUCGUCAUUACCAGAGCGGCUUCCCUAGAUGUGUGCAGGACUGUGUGAUACAUCCUGAGGAACGCGUCCCAGUCCUGUGAGGUACCUGGUGAAAUCAUUUCAAGUAUCUACUGCCGACUUUGCUGGGAAUAAAGAUGCCUUGGGAGACUCACUGCACCCAACCCAGCCACGGAAACAGCAAUUGUGCCUUCGCCUCUCUCUGUUCUCAAAUACAAGCAGUUUGUCACCAAAGUGGUGCUUGAAGUAACUUCACUAAUUUCAGUACGGUUUAACCGAGAGCAGGUUUCAUCUGUUGCCUCCGAAAUAUUAGUUUGUGGAUUCCUGUGGAAAGAUAAAACAGGAGGGAGAAAAAUAUUCUCCUUCACUUGUGUGAAUUCCUACUAAAACAUCAUUUACUUUCUUGUUCCCUAGUGGAAAAGCAUGCUUGAUUUCAAUUAAAAUGAAAUGUCAUCAUUUUGGGACGUGCUGCAUAGUUUUAACAAAUACGCCUUGUGUUCAUCCAUCAGGGAGAAGAUGUUGGAUUUGUAUAAAGGCCAACAGGUACAGAGGAUGCUUUGCAUUCAUGGUGAAAUUACCUGUGCAUGUAUCCUACCAGCACCCUGUUUAGCUGAACUCAGCCGGGGCAGAGGAUUUUCCCUCCUUUUCCACCCGUGUUAGUUGCAGGUGUUUAGAGCAGUCUUUGUUCCACCUCUCUGGUGAUGGAUUUCCUCAAUUCUGCAGCCUCAGGUCUGGGUCCCUGGGUCCCAGCAGCCUUUCCCAGUUGGAGAUACUGUGUCCUGCAAGCCCCCACUGUACUGGUUGGCAGCAGUGGUCACUGGUGAUGUUUUGCUCUGAACAAGGCUGUAUGGUAUGUCCUGUAGUUGAGGGAAGUCUACAGAACUGAAUUUUACCAUAAAAAAAAAAAAUAUAUAUAUAUGUAUACAUAUAUAUAUAAAUUCCUGUUGAAGCAUCCUGCUAUACAUUAUUUUUUAAUUCAAAGGCUGUUUCUCUUUCCCCUCACCCCUUCCCAGUGGGAUGGGGGAAAGAAUAAGAAAACAAACAAAGUAGAAUUCGGAGGUUGAGGUAAAACUUUACUAAGACAGAGAAAAGGAAAAUAGUUAUGACUGUACGUAUACAUAAAUGUCUAUAAGAAGUGAUGCACAAGCAGUUGCUCACCACGCUCGACCAAUGCUCAUCUGGCCCUUGAGCAGUGGAAUAGAGCAGUAUGAAUUCCUACCCCCUUCAAAACGCCUUCCACGUGAUGCCACAUGAUAUGGAAUAUCCCUUUGGCUAGUUUAGGUCAGCUGUCCUGAUUCUGCUCUCUCCCAGCAACUUGGGCCCUUUGCUGAGAGUGGCCUUGGCAUAGCAGGCAACUAUAAAGAUUGCUGCAUUAUCAACGGAGUUUAUCUCCUAGAACCAAGACAUAGCAUCAUACCAGUCACUAUGAUGAAAACGGUUCCAUUCCAGCUGAAACUAAGACAAUAUCUUAUCCUUUUGCCAUUUAAAUUUGACAUGUAAAAAUUUCUUUUCAAGCCGUACUACAGUGAAGUUAGUUCUGUCAGUUUACUUCACUCAAGUAAAUGGGCAUAUGUAGGUAGUUAUGGAAAUACGUUGGUCGUGAUGACAGCUGGACUAAGAAUACGAAAUGUGCAAUAAGGCAACUUCUUAUGAAGAUUUCAGCAGGUAUCUUUAAUAUUUCCUCAAGAACAAACAUCUGGAAGAAAUGCUUUUCUCAUGGAAACGUUUUUAAUAUGGUACGUUUUCUUCGAGAAAAGACAGGGAAAUGUUAAUUGGAGGUGUGUAUCGUAGCCAAUUAACUUGAUAAUACACCUGUAAAACUAGAAACAGUGUUAUUCUUUGUCUACUGCUUGCCAUCUUCUAUUAAUGACUAAAGAACAGAAAAGUAUUCUACGUAUGAUAAUGUGAUUUGUGGCUUUCUUCCCCAGGUAGACCUAUUUAAAAAGUAAGAAAUGUUUGGAGGGAGGUAUGGCACCUAAAAUGCCCGUUUCACAGAAGUUUGCUAUUCUGUAACGUCAAACAAAAGUGUGUUUGGAACGCCCAGGCUUCUGAGUGCAGUCAGCGUGAUGAGUGUCACUGGUGAUGAUUUACGGUCAUUCUGCAUGACCAAACUAAACAAAGUUCUGGGUAGCAGACGUACUUUGUCUUCAGCUUUUGAAUGGAAUUAGCAUAUUGUAUGUGUGAAAAGAACUGUAUUCUUUGUUUUUUGUUUGUUUGUUUGUUUGUUUGUUUGUUUUCCUUGGGGCUUUCUUUAUUUCCUAUUCUCCUAAUCUGGAUCUUGUGAGCAUACAGUAUGAUGAUAUGGGUAUCAAAAUGUCUGAUUCAAAGACAACUCCCUCACAGUGUUUGAAGGCAGAUGCUAUAUUCCAAGUAGAGGGAGAAGUUCUGAACUAUGCCAUGACAUGAUAACCAAACUUUUCAUAAGUAGUAUUCCUGAAACGCUUAGACUUGAAUGUAUUUUGGGAAAUGCCUAACACUGUUUUCCUUAUAUCAAAAUUUUAAUACGUGUUUUAACUUAAUGUUACAUUUUCAUUCCAAAUGAGGAAGAUGAAAUGUCUUGAUCGGCCCCUUGAAAGCAUCCAACAUAAUUUUCUCCAGAGUGUGUGGGGUCAUCCAUCAUAAAGCUACACAGAAUGUUCCUGCAUUGCUCUCCCUGCUUCAGAAACUCAGUAAUUUGAUUGAUAAAAGUGUCUUACAAUUCCUCACAUAAAUGUGAGCAUGGCAAUAUUUUUGUUAUCAGUAUCAUCCUUUAACUCGAGUAGUUCUUCCUUUCUUGGCUUAUCACUAAUAAUGCUCAUCAUGCUGGGAUAAAUGAUGUCUCUUACACAAUGGAUUCUCCAUUCUCUUCUAAGUAGCCCUUCUCUGCUUUUUUUUUUUUUUUUUUUUUCCAUUUUGAAUUCAUCUUUCCCAAAAAGGUUGAAUAGAAUUACAUUCAGCGUCCCAUAUAAAGCCUUACUGCAUCUUGCUCAGUGCAAUUAAUAGUUGCUUACAUCUGCUAGAAGUCACCUGGCUCACAUCUUAGGAUCACUUUUGAUUCUUUCAACAGCAUCUGAUAUUUACCCCGGAAUUCAGGAACACGUCCAGGUCAUUAUCCUGUAUGAUUUCUAGUUGGUGUCUUUCAGGCUGUAGCCUUUUUCUAACAGUUACCAAACUAAGAGACUCAUUAUACCUAAUCUUCGCAGGCCAGAUCUGGAUCCUCAGCUCCGCAAGAGGUGUCAACAGCAGCUGUGACGAACUGUUCUCAGCAGGUCCCCUACCAAAGCACAGCUGACUGGAGACCUGUCUUCUGGAUGGCAGUCAGAUGAGGUGAAUCCCUCACUGUCUACACUUCCCAUUACAUACUGUUGCAUCUAAUGUACUUUCUAUUGCUUUGGUCUUCAAUGAGCAGAACUUCCAGUGUGAUGCUCCCAUCAUUGCCACUACCUCCUUCAAUUUGUCACUGGAACGUUUUAUUAGCUUACUCCUCCCUUUACUGCAGAGAUCAUUGAUGAAAUAAGCAGUAAGAUCAUUUCCAGCACUAACUCUUGAUGUUGAAUUCACAGAAUCACAUACUGUCUGAGCCGGGAAGAGACCGCUGGGUCCUUCUGAUCCAACCCCCUCCCCAGGAUCGGACACCCAGAGCAGAGUGCCCAGGCCCCCGUCCAGCUGAGUUUUGAAGACGUCCAAGCAGGAAACCCCAACAUCUCUCUGGGAAACCAGUAACAGUGCUCUGGCACCAGCACAGUGAAGAAGUGCUUCAAGAAAUGUAGGAAGGAGAUCUUGGGUUCAGGUCCACGGCAGCACUAAGCCGUUGGUGAUGUGCCACGGCUACAUCUUCAGAGAGAUGGGAGAAGCGUCGCCAUUCGCACAGGAACAAAUAUGCUGACUCAGUAAUGGAAGAAUGCUAAAGAAAAUGUAUCCACUUGGAGAUCUUUUUUCUAUAUUCUUUCAUCCUAGAAUUUCAUGGAACGAGAAUAACAUAGUUACUUGUUUGUGUUGAAAUCAAACAUGCUUGUUCUUCACUUGCAAAAAUAGGAAACUUCUUUCAAAGUGACACUCUUCAUGAAAGAAUAGAAGUGUGCAGCUGCUGUAUGACUAAGUGAUUAAAAACCUGAUGGCUAAUUCAUUUUAGGUGAUAUGUUUGCACUCAAGGCCAAGUAUCAUAAAAAUAGCUGCUUCGCUUUUCUUUUUUAAUAUUAAGUAAAACACCAUAGAGUUUUCAGUAGGCUGGCAAGAUUUUCCAUAUCCAGUUUUGCCCAAUUGAAGUCAGGCUACCACAACUAGAAUUGUCUUCUCUCUAAUAUUUCCCUUUUACGCAGCCUUCACCCACGUAGUUUUUACUAGACAAAUGGUUUUAAACUACCUGAGGCCAAGGGGAAAGUUCACAACAUUUUAUAAAUCUUGCCUGGAAAAUGCCAAGAUAGAUGGCAUUUUCUUGGCUCGUACACUGUGUGUAGGGAAGUAGAGAGAGUUUAGAGAGUUUAUGAGACUUAAUAGUCUGCUCACCAAAGCGGUAGUAUUUAACUCAUUGAGUGCUAUUUGAGGACUCGACAUGGCUAGAGAAGAAUGUCAUAUUGUUGUUAAUAUUAUUAUUUGUUAUUUUUGUUAUUGAGCUUAGAUGCGUAGAAGACAACCAGAGAUGCUUGAUUUUGGGUUCAGUGUGCUGAUGUACGUUGCUUGUCCUUAUAAUCUAAUUAAAAGAUGAUGUAAAAAAUACGUGGGAAUGAGAACAGAAAGAGGAUGAAGAAGAAAAUAAUUGAAGUAAUACAUGGUGGUUGGAUUAGUUAUUUGCACAAUUAGCUAUUUGAAUUAGCUACUUGACAAGUGAUAUAGAAGAAAGAAUAAAGGGCUAUCUCUGUCAAAGACAGUUUUUAGUGAAGCUGCUACUGUAAGUGUAUUAUGAUUUAAAUAUAAAGAGCUUCAGGUUUCAGUUAAAUGGAUUUUGAUUCUGCUUAUUUUUCUAAUGCUAGAUUUGUUUCAUUUCUGUAUUAAGCUCCUCUUAUUAAACCAUGCAGUGUCUGAUGGAAAUUUCAACCUUUGUUUCAAGUGCAAUGCAGUUUCCUGGGAGCAGACUAAGGCAUAACCUAACGAUUUUUUUAAACACUUAUUUGUGCUCAACAAAGAGAUUGAACAUAAAAUCUCAGGAUUUAUUGAAAUACUCUGAGCCGGAGAAACAGGUAUACAAUUAUUUCUAGAUAUUGGAUUGCUUUUCAGCUGACAAACUCAUAACUUUGCUACUGCGUUCUUCUGACAUGCUCAACAGAGGUUUGAUUAUGUCUAUCCCCAUUUAGCUAGGUAGAGUGCCAUCUCCGCUGGGGGAAACAGAGAAAACAGCUACUUGAAAACAAGAAACUAUUAAUAUUUGAUCAAAAUUAAAUUGAUUGUAUGGGAUGAAUAUGAGGUAGGAAAUUGUAGUCAAAUUAAUUUUCACAGCAAAUUGGUCUCAAUUUUUUUGAGAAGGACCCAAAGUGAGUUAUGGACCCAACAGUCCAAUGCAGUCAGAUCCAGGAGACUGGAAUCUUCAAGUCCUUCACAUGGCAAGCCACCAGUCUGGAAUGUCUUACCUGACUGAUUUUCCAGAACCACUUCCUUCAAGCUGAAGAGCCAUCUCAACAUGUGGAAAGGCAAGCCUGAGUGGCAGGAGACCUGCAUGGCUGGGCAAUGAAUGGACGCAAACAUAAAAAGGAAGAGAGGAAAAGGUGGAAGCAGGGCACCCACAUCGUGACUUAAGGUCAUCAAGGGCUGUGAGAUUUGUAUGGAAUACAACAAAAAUAUCAAAUAAAAUUGAGGAACUUAUCUGAAA
Molecule: messenger RNA, 9761 nt
Organism: Gallus gallus (chicken)
Lineage: Eukaryota; Metazoa; Chordata; Aves; Galliformes; Phasianidae
Exons: 3
Coding region: 1125-2045 (306 amino acids)
Source: RefSeq, a predicted model, not a curated record